Messenger RNA from Exophiala viscosa, 1433 nucleotides. RefSeq lists its product as uncharacterized. The coding region runs from base 178 to 1356 and encodes 392 amino acids. The record is from RefSeq and is a predicted model, not a curated record. The transcript is spliced from 2 exons. NCBI's taxonomy places the organism in Eukaryota, Fungi, Ascomycota, Eurotiomycetes, Chaetothyriales, Herpotrichiellaceae.
CACCAUUGGGGAAGACGCGGGGGAUGCCCGGUAAACGAAUGAACUUCGAUAGUGCUGUGGUGCGACAGGUAUCAGACAUCUAGAAGAACGGCGGUUCUCGAUCGCUGUCAGUGGCCCCUGCAGUGCGGCGUUGUGCAAUUCUAAUCGAACUUUACGGCAUACACUUCAGGUGAGAGCAUGGCUGGGAAAGUUGCUCUCGUCUUCGGCGCCAGCGGUGUCUCUGGCUGGUCGUUCGUUAACGAGAUCUUGAACGACUACCCCAAGAAAGGGGUCUGGCAAGAAGUCUAUGCUUUGACAAAUCGACCGCUAUCCAAAGAGACAUCUUGUUGGCCCGAUGAUCCACGGCUGAGCAUUGUGUCUGGAAUCGACCUCCUCAAGGGCACCCAAGAAGACUUAGAAGCGGAACUCAAGGAGAAAAUCCCGCACGUCGACAGAGUGACGCAUGUCUAUUAUCUAGCAUACAAAGCCAACAACGAUAUGCAUAAGGAGCUAAAGGAUGCCGUAGACAUGUUUCAGAGAUCGACGACCGCCAUGGACUGUUUGUCACCGGCCCUGGAAUUCGUCAUCCUCCAAACCGGAGCCAAGAUGUACGGAUGUCACUUACUCGAGAACCAUCCAACAGAUUACAUGUCUGUACCAUUAUCGGAGAAUCUGCCUCGACUCAAGGAACCAUAUCACGAUCUCCUCUUCUACCAUCCGCAAUUGGAUUGGCUUACUGAGUACUCGCGUAGAAAGAAGUGGAACUGGUGCGAUACCAGGCCAGACAUCAUCAUCGGUUUUGUGCCGAACCAGAAUUUCUACUCACUGGGAACGGUAUUAGGAAUCUACCUCGCAUUAUAUCGCGAAGUGGAAGGGCAAGGUGCCGAGUGUCCGUUCCCAGGAACGUCCAAGAGCUGGAUUGCGAAGAGUCACGACAGCUCCAGCGACAUGAUUGCUCGACAGACAUUGCAUCUUUCCCUCACACUUCCGCUGGACAGGAAGGGCGAAGGGUUCAACGUCGCAGACUCACGACAACACGAGUCGUGGAGCACGAAGUGGCCCGAUCUGUGUGGCUACUUUGGUCUGAAAGGGACCCCGCCACCGACCGCGGGUGAUCUGGAAGUUCGGAAGUACAUCCACGAACACUUUGACACAUGGAAGAAAAUGGAAGAGACAUAUGGAUUGCGAUCGGGAAUUGCUAAUUCGGACCUGACAUUCCAAGGAUUCGAGUAUUUCCUGCUGACGCAGUUCGACUUCGAUCGCCAGUAUGACAUGACGAAGAUGUACAAAACGACUGGAUUCAAGGAAGAGAGGACAACCAUACAGGCCUGGGGAGUUGUUUUUGACCGUAUGAGAGCGGCGAAAAUCAUCCCCUAAGCAUUGUGCUUGAAUCUGCCGACGUCCCUACAAGUUGACAGAGAGCGUAUGUAAAGACUGAGUGUAUCGUAAUGAAA